AUGGGGCGCAUCCCCCUGGAAGAUCCCGGCGUAAUCUAUGACCUGGGUUGCGGCAGCGGCAACGUCGCCCGCGUGCUGGCUGACCGUUGGCCAGCCUCCAGCGUGGUUGGCGUGGACAAUUCUCCCGAAAUGUUGGCCGAGGCUGCCGAAACUCCGUCUCGCGUGAUGUGGGAAAACGGCGACCUUGCCGAUUGGCAGCCGGGAUCGCCUCCUUCGAUUCUUUACUCCAACGCCGUUAUUCAGUGGGUGCCCGACCAUGAGGAGUUGAUUCCUCGUCUAUGGUCCAUGCUACCCGCCGGAGGAUGCCUGGCGGUGCAGGCCCCAAUGAGUUGGGAUAUGCCAUCCCAUAACAUUAUGCGUGAAACGUUGUCCAGCGGUGGCAAAGGCGGCGGGCCGAUCGGCAGCGCCGAGUUACGGGAGGCGGUUGGCAAUCGUUGGGUUCAGGAUCCCGAUUUUUACUACGACCUGCUGGCUCCCCAAGCCGCUCACCUGGAUGUGUGGACCACGGAGUAUCAACACGUGAUCGCCGGCGACGACGCAGUCCUGGAGUGGGUAACCGGCACUGGCCUGCGCCCGAUCCUCAAUGGUUUGAACGACGCCGAUCGGGAGAUAUAUCGGGAAGAAUACCGACAGCGGCUGAACCGAGAAUAUCCCAGGCGACCCGACGGUGUUACGCUUUAUCCGUUUCGCCGUCUGUUCUUCGUGGCCGUGCGCCGUUAG
Messenger RNA from Geodia barretti, 720 nucleotides. The record is from the annotation of a GenBank genome assembly. NCBI's taxonomy places the organism in Eukaryota, Metazoa, Porifera, Demospongiae, Tetractinellida, Geodiidae.